GGAGGAGGCGUGGCCACCCCUCCGGGCGCGAGGGUGGCACAGCCCAUAGCGGCGACCGGAGCGAGGCGGGCGAGACCAAGGGGGGCGGCGCGGGGGGAGGAGAGAGGAAAAGGGGAAGCGAGGAAAAGACGGGAAAGGAGGCGGGGCGGCGAGGAGAAGCGCUAAGAUGGCGUCGGCCGGGCCCGAAUCCGGGGGCAGCAGCAGCAGCAGCAGCGGCGCCGCCACGGGGGCACCAGGAGCAGCAACCUUCAAAAAGUCCUUGGAGGUGCCAGGUUCCUCCGGGCACAUGUCCUUGCAGACGAUAAAGAAGGGCCACCGGAGCGUGGAUUCGACCGGAGAGACCACAUAUAAAAAGACGACUUCCUCGGCUCUCAAAGGCGCGAUCCAGCUUGGCAUCACUCAUACGGUGGGCAGUCUGAGCACCAAGCCAGAGCGGGAUGUUCUCAUGCAGGAUUUCUACAUGGUGGAGAGCAUCUUCUUCCCCGGCGAAGGCAGCAACCUGACCCCGGCCCACCACUACAACGACUUCCGCUUCAAGACCUACGCCCCCGUGGCCUUCCGCUACUUCCGCGAGCUCUUUGGCAUCCGGCCGGAUGACUACUUGUGCUCCCUUUGCAGCGAGCCCCUCAUUGAGCUCUCCAACUCCGGGGCCAGCGGCUCCAUCUUCUACGUCUCCAGCGACGAUGAAUUCAUCAUCAAAACUGUUCAGCACAAGGAAGCCGAGUUCCUGCAGAAGCUGCUGCCGGGUUACUACAUGAACUUGAACCAGAACCCCCGGACGCUGCUCCCCAAGUUCUACGGCCUCUACUGCGUCCAGGCGGGGGGCAAGAACAUCCGCAUCGUGGUGAUGAAUAACCUGCUCCCCCGGUCGGUGCGGAUGCAUCAGAAGUACGACCUGAAGGGCUCGACCUACAAGCGCCGGGCGUCGCAGAAGGAGCGCGAGAAAGUCUUUCCCACCUACAAGGACCUGGACUUCCUGCAGGACAUCCAAGAUGGUCUCUUCCUGGAUGCCGAUAUGUACAGCGCCCUAUGCAAGACCCUGCAGAGGGACUGCUUGGUUCUGCAGAGCUUCAAGAUCAUGGAUUACAGUUUGCUCGUGGCGAUUCACAACCUGGACCUGGCUCAGCGGGAACGGGCGGUGGCGGACGGGGCCUCCCAGGCAGACAUGCGGCGGCCGGCGGGCCAGAGGGCCCUCUACUCCACCGCCAUGGAGUCCAUCCAAGGAGAGGCCCGGCGGGGGGGCACCAUCGAGACAGAUGACCAGAUGGGGGGGAUCCCAGCCCGAAACGCCAAGGGGGAGAGGCUGCUCCUCUACGUGGGGAUCAUAGAUGUGCUCCAGUCCUACAGGUUUAUGAAGAAGCUGGAGCACUCCUGGAAGGCGCUCGUUCACGAUGGGGAUACAGUCUCGGUUCACCGGCCGAGUUUUUAUGCAGAAAGAUUCCAGCAGUUCAUGUGUCAUGCGGUGUUCAAGAAAAUCCCUUUGAAAUCCUCCCCUUCGAAAAAGAGCCGGUCCGGGAUGGGCCCUCCCCGUCGGCCGGGCCAAACCGGAGCCCCUUCUCAGGUGCUGGGGCAGGGCGAGACAAAAGUCCAGGUCACGAUGGAGGCCGAGGUGGAGCCAGGUUCCCACCUGGGCCGCCCCGACCUGCUUCCCCAGACGCCCCCCAUCGAAGAAGCCAACAGCGAUUCAGCAGCGACCACCUUAUCCACCUCUUCUCUGGGCAGCCCCGGGCACAGCUCGCCAGCAAACCGGUCAGCAGGAGCAGAAGCACCCCCACCAGGCACCCCAAAGGACCCGGCUGCGCCCCCUCCAGAAAGCUCUUCCCUUAGUGCUUCGCCCAGCCCUGCCAGCCGAGGGCAGCCAUCUGAGCUGACGCAGCAACUUGGAGAUUUGGCCGAAAUGGAAAUCAGUUGUCACGCCCGUGCCCGGGGGGAGAAGCCUUGUUUCCAGCGCAGCGUCAGCGUGGAAGGCAGGGCUGGGGGCCAGCCCCCACUCGGCCCUGCUCCCCCCGGCCGGGGAGCCGUGCCCGUGCCCCGACUGGCACUGCCAUGCCUCCUCUGCCCCCCCAGCGUGGACAACAGCGAGUACAUGCGGAACGGGGACUUCCUCCCCACCCGCCUGCAGGCGCAGCAGGACGCCGUCAACAUCGUCUGCCACUCGAAGACGCGCAGCAACCCGGAGAACAACGUCGGGCUCAUCACGCUGGCCAACAACUGCGAGGUGCUGACCACCCUGACUCCGGACACGGGCCGCAUCCUGUCCAAGCUGCAUUCGGUGCAGCCCAGAGGGAGGAUCACGUUCUGCACUGGGAUCCGAGUGGCUCACUUGGCUUUGAAGCACCGCCAAGGGAAGAACCACAAAAUGCGCAUCAUUGCCUUCGUUGGGAGCCCCGUGGAAGACAAUGAGAAAGACCUUGUGAAACUGGCCAAGCGGCUGAAGAAGGAGAAGGUGAACGUGGACAUCAUCAACUUUGGAGAAGAGGAGGCCAACACGGACAAGCUGACAGCUUUCAUCAACACCUUGAACGGCAAAGAUGGCACCGGCUCCCACCUGGUGACUGUGCCUCCUGGGCCAAGCUUGGCCGACGCCCUCAUCAGCUCCCCGAUCUUGGCUGGGGAGGGAGGAGCCAUGCUGGGCCUGGGAGCAAGCGACUUCGAGUUCGGCGUGGAUCCCAGCGCUGACCCAGAGCUGGCACUGGCUCUCCGAGUGUCGAUGGAAGAGCAGCGACAGAGGCAGGAGGAAGAAGCACGGAGGGCGCGGGCAGGAACGCCGGCGGAGGCUGGUAUUCCAGCCACUGGUGGGGAUGAUUCAGAUGAUGCUCUGCUGAAAAUGACCAUUGGGCAGCAAGAAUUUGGCCGAGCUGGCCUGCCUGACCUCAGCACCAUGACCGAAGAGGAGCAGAUCGCCUACGCCAUGCAGAUGUCUCUUCAGGGGGCCGAGUUUGGACAAGGCGAGUCGGCGGAGGGGGAGAGCUCGGCUGAUAUGGACACGUCAGAACCUGCCAAGGAAGAAGACGACUACGAUGUCAUGCAGGACCCCGAGUUCCUGCAGAGCGUUCUAGAAAACCUGCCGGGGGUCGACCCCAACAACGAGGCCAUCCGCAACGCUAUGGGCUCUCUGGCCUCCCAGGCCUCCAAGGAGAACAAGGACAAGAAGGAGGAAGACAAGAAGUGAGGGGGGGCUGAGCCCCUCCCUGUCCUUGUGCCCGUGUACCUCCCGGGCUGUCUGGCCCGAUAGUGGUCGGUUGCCAUAAUCUUUCAGGGGCUGUCUGUCUGCAGGAUGUGGGGUUGUUGGGGGGUGGGGUCCUUUUCUCAUUUUGCUUCUGGUUGAACAGUUAAUAAAACCCUUAAAUUUUC
This is a messenger RNA of Python bivittatus (Burmese python), 3354 nucleotides long. The record is from RefSeq and is a predicted model, not a curated record. Lineage: Eukaryota; Metazoa; Chordata; Lepidosauria; Squamata; Pythonidae.